CGAGGUGGUUACUAUGGCAACGAAACUGAACACAGACGCUUGGUGAGGUAUGUUGACAUUGACAGCGGUGCUGCUCGCCUCGUCACUGUUUUUACUGUUUUUAUUAACCUUUCCUGAUAUGAGUCAGCACUGUGAACUCUGUAUACAGUCAUCUUGAGCAUCUUGACUGGAGUGGGUGGAUUCAAAGGUCAGGACCCAGGCAUUAAAAAAAUCUCCAGACAAACAUGGAGGAGUACGAGAAGGUGUUGUGUUUGGGCAGGGGAGGAUCGGCGGAAGUGUUCCUGAUGAGGCACGUGGAGCAGAAGAGCCUGCACGCGGUGAAGAGGAUAAAAGUAGAGGAUACAAGGAGAGCAAAAACACAAAGGGCAAUUCUCCAAGAGGCUGAGAUCAUUAGGAGGCUGGAGCACCCUCACAUAGUUAAAUGCUGCGAUGCCUUUGUGAACUCUGAUGGAUUCAUUUACAUUGUGAUGAACUACUGCGAUGGUGGGACAUUAGAUGACAAAGUGAAAGAGAGGAAACCAGAGGAGUUUUUCACAGAGGAUACAGUGCUGGGGUGGUUUGCACAGGUCACUAUGGCUUUACAUUAUAUACACACAGCCAAGGUACUACACAGGGACAUCAAAACAUCCAAUGUACUGCUGACAAAGCAAGGCAUGGUGAAGUUAGGUGACUUUGGGAUAUCCAGAGUGAUGACCAACACAGCUGACAUGGCCUCCACAUGUGUUGGGACACCCAGCUACCUCAGUCCAGAGCUGUGCCAGGACGUCCCAUACAGCUCCAAGUCUGAUAUCUGGGCUCUUGGCUGUCUGCUGUAUGAGGUAUGUGCCCUCAGACCUCCGUUUGCAGCCACAAACCUCCUGAGUCUGUUCUACAAGAUCACCAAAGGAGAGUAUGAUCCCGUGCCCAACAUCUACUCUGACAACAUCUCCUCUUUGAUCCAGAGCAUGCUCUGCCUCAACCCAGAAAACAGGCCAACAGCUGCCUGCGUACUCAACAGUGCUAAUGUGCAACAUCACCUGGAGUCUAUCAAGCACACAGAGACCGGCUGGGUUAAUGUGUCUGUAUCUGAAGGGAAGAGCUGUGACAAUAAUGUAGAAGGGCAAAACACAGACACCACACUACAGCCAGAUGUUCUCAGUCAGUCCCACCUCUGGGAGGAAAAAGAGCACAACACAGAGGCCAGUUCCAGUGAUUUGGAGGACGAACAUCAUGUGAGUGAUAGAGGACAAAGCCACUGUGACUGCCUCUAUCCUGAGGACUUUGAUGAAGAUGAAAGUUUGUCCUCUCUUGAGGAGUGCAGUGAACACUUGGCGUCGCCCACAAGGAGUGAUUCUGCUGAAGCUAUUUGUAAUGCAGAAGUAUUUCUGGAGGCUCCUGAUGUCUCAGACCAAGAGUAUCCAGAUGACUUUGAGGAAGUUGAGGUGGAAGAAGAAUAUGAGGAUGAAGUGGCCUCGGUCCACACUGCUGCUCUUCGGCAGCCCCAUUACGAUGCGGUGGAAGAGGAGUUUCAGCUCUGUGAUGCUGGAGGAUUGACCAUCACACUGAAAGCACUGAAGGAAAAGGGUUAAAAAAAUGAUCAUAAACUCUUAUAGUUUCAUAGACCACAAUGUGAAAUAAAGGGACCUUAACAGCUGGAACAAUGACUUAUCUGACAAAGGCCUUAUUUAUUAAGUGUUUUCUGCACCAGGACACCAGGCCUUCAGUGUCUGAGGAACAUUAUAGGGCUGAAAUAAGACGUUUACUGCUAGAUGAAGUUGAAAACACUUGGUGGGGCUAGAGAGAAUGAAUGAAGUCCUGUUCAGUGUGUGCUGUUACAAAUGGCUGUUAAGUGACGUGAAUGUCCCUGAGUGCAGUUUCUGAUUAGCGUCAUGCUGGUAAAGAUGAAUACAUGAGUAAGCGGAUUAUUUUAUAAAAUAGGAAUAGGAAAUUUGGUAUUCAAGCACUUACAGUAUCUGAAAUCAUUUUAUUUUUAUUCUUCAGUAAAAAAGCAAUUAACUUGUAAACUACAUAUAUAUAUAUCACAGUAUGACUAAAAAAUAUAAAAGCACCAGCAGGAGGUUCAAAUCUUUAAUUUUGAUUCAUAACUUUCUUCAUACCUAUUACAUAUCCUAAUGCUUCACACUGUAUUUUAUUCUCUCAGCUUUCUCUUUCAGUGUUCUUUGUUAUGUCAUCACAUAACAUUUGAAAUAAAACAGCCUUUCAGUGCUUAUCUUUGCCUCAAAAUGAGAUAAAAGCACAGUUUUGCAUGCAGCUAGGCCUUCAAAGGAAGUAUGUGGUGUAUGCAGCUUGCCGCAAAGAUGUUAUGAUAACAUCUUAAAUACAUCUAAAAUUAAAAAAAGGAACCAAGAAGAAGAAGCAUAUGUAUGAAGAGAAAUACAUAGAGAAGCUGUAUGUGCGCCUUCCUAUAGAAAACACAGGUUGGCGGCAGUGCAGUCUGCCAUCUACAGACCCAGAUUUAGCUUUGUGAUUGUACUCAUCCACAGCAAGAAUCAAUCAUACCUAAUAUGAAAACACCCUUAUUCUGUCGUAGCAUUCUCGGUUCUGAAGCAGAGAAUGCACACAUAUACAGGACAUUCCCCUGGGUGCUUUCCCAGUUCAUUGUCUGUGGAGCAGCACCAGACUUUAUCUUUGAUGACAUCACAAAUUUGAGAAUUAGCGCUCUAGUUUUCGAUUCGGGGAGAGUUGUUAAUGUUUACCAGGAAUGAGCGAGUACAUCAUUAUUUGUUUCUGUAUAUGUGUCUGUUUGAUCAACUAAAUUAUCUGUAUCCGUAUCUCUACUCGCAAUGGACGGGGGUUCAAACUCAAAGUGGGUGGGACUUAAACCAGAAAAAGUAGGAACUAACCAGAAGUUAUUUUAAGCCUGCAAUUGACCCUUUGCUAAGUCCCCCCCCGGACAUAGACUGGCCAAUCAUAAUGUAGCAUCGAGUCGGCUCAGACCAGGGUCCAACAACAUCACAACUGUGCUCCAUUGACCCUAGUGCAAUCAGUUCAGAUUUUGUCAGGCUGGUUUUGUGGAUUUGGAGCUAAAUGUUGUGCCUGGGGCACAUUGUGUAUUAAUGAUACUCGUUACCUGGAGAGGUUGGAGGUAUCUUCCCUGUUCCAAAACCAAAAUCAAACCCUGAAAAGUGUAGGGUUAGCUAGCUAGCUACUGAAGAUAUAGCCUACUGAAUGUAUACACAUGUUGCUGUUGCUUUUUAAUGAUUAUAAUACUGAAAAAAAGACCGACCCUGCUGUACAGGAACCAGUGAAGGGAGGCAGGGAAACUUUGCUGAUAUUCAACCAGCUGUGUGGCAUCGCAUUGUGUGCAUAAGAACAGUGACUUCCACUGGAGCUCCUGGCGGUGGCACCGGGGCGAAGCCAACCACCGUUCAUCUGCACACACUGCGAUGCCACACAGCUGGUUCAAAAUCAGCAAAGUUUCCCUUUAUAUUCAUUGUCUGUGGUGGUUCACUUUUACACUGUGAUCUGUAGCCUAUAGUUCGGCUUUACCUUCUAACUAUCUUUGUCUUUUUAACCUGUUGUUGCUGCUGAGUCAGUUUGACGUCCUGGAUAUAUCCUUCAAACACAGACUGUAGACCCCUCUGUCUGCUUCUCUCUGGAAUCACUAUUUCAUUUUUCCAAAACUACGAUAAUAUUUCUUCAAGGAGUGCAGUUAGUUACAGUGUGGGCUCCAUGCUUACUCCGACAACUUGUCGGACCAUUAAGGGCAAUUGAUAUGGGUUGAUCAGAGGUUGCUAUACUUAGUAUUCAUUAGAAAACAAUUUACAGAACGGCCUCAGAAUUGAGCUUUGAGGAUUCACAAAAUCUUCCCAUUCAUGAAUCAGUGACCGCUUGUGCUCAAUAUAGAAGCAUUGGCAUUUGUUUUGUUUUUUUCUCUAUUCAUUUGUUCAGGUCUAAUUUUCAACUUUAUAUUUUUAAUGGAGCCACUUGUUGACUCAAAGAAAGACUUCGAAAGUGUAGUAAGUUAUAGAGAUCUCACUAACUAACUAAUUUUGUGUCUUGUAUCUUCUGUGUAUUGUAAGUCCCUUUUCUACUCGCAUUAGUGAUUAGAUAAUAAAAAUUCAGCAGAGGAAACACAACGCGGCUUGCGGCCUUCCUUUGUCAUCAUUGUACGUUAUCUCUACACACUGAUUUGCCUUUCCCUUCAUCCGUUGAAGUUCUUAUCCUUAAAAUGACCUUGUAGUUACAUUAUC
Molecule: messenger RNA, 4193 nt
Organism: Epinephelus fuscoguttatus (brown-marbled grouper)
Lineage: Eukaryota; Metazoa; Chordata; Actinopteri; Perciformes; Serranidae
Gene: nek12
Product: NIMA-related kinase 12
Exons: 2
Coding region: 225-1568 (447 amino acids)
Biological process (GO): protein phosphorylation
Molecular function (GO): ATP binding; protein kinase activity
Source: RefSeq, a predicted model, not a curated record